This is a messenger RNA of Colletotrichum navitas, 1717 nucleotides long. RefSeq names its product major facilitator superfamily transporter. Bases 365 to 1717 code for a protein of 450 amino acids. The transcript is spliced from 4 exons. Gene Ontology annotation, cellular component: membrane. Gene Ontology annotation, biological process: transmembrane transport. The record is from RefSeq and is a predicted model, not a curated record. NCBI's taxonomy places the organism in Eukaryota, Fungi, Ascomycota, Sordariomycetes, Glomerellales, Glomerellaceae. Gene Ontology annotation, molecular function: transmembrane transporter activity.
GGCGACGAACCCCGCCGUCCGCCCGUCCGUCGUGCGUUGUGCGCCGUGCCAUUUUCCCCGCAAGUGUCAGUCCAUCCGCCGUGCUGGGUACGGUACCGACCGGUCCCCGGCGCCCUCUUGACAUUGACCCACGAUCGAUCCGGGGCACAAGCAAUGCCGUAGAUAACUACCCAGUGUGUGGGUCACGGCUAAGAAACCCCGAAUUCUUCAGCCGAGCCGGGCGCUAGUAGUGCCUUGUCGACGGAAGGGCGCAAAGAACAUGGACAUAUAAGCAACAACAAUUCUUAAUUGAUUGCCUUGAACAUUGAGGCUGUUUGGACACUCAACAAGACGCCGCCCUACCUAACGGUUUUUUAUUCCCACCAUGGCCACAACGACAACGACGGCUUCCGCCAUGGCCUCGGCCUCAACCUCCGGCAUUGAGCUCCGUCCCCUCCCGGCCCAAAAUACCCUAAAUCAACACCCCAUUCCGUCAACCCAGCCAGCAAAUGACGACGACCCCAUCCUCCGUGCCUCGCGCGAGGCCGACACUGCCGUGCCCGAGGGCGGUUACGGCUGGGUCGUUGUGACAGGCUGCUUCGUCAUUGCCUGGUGGAUAAUCGGGACCACCUACUCGUGGGGCGUCAUCCAGCGUGCCCUCAUUGACGAUGGCCUCGGGACUCCUGCCGUGCUCUCCUUCGUUGGCUCCCUCGCCACCGUCUUGAUCUCGGCGUUGGCCAUUGUCAAUUCGCGCGUCAUGAGACGGAUCGGCCCGCGCAACACGGGGUUGGUGGGCAUCACGCUGUUGGGUGUCAGUGAGCUUCUCAGUAGUUUUGCAGUGACCAACGUCGGUGCUUUGUUCGCGACGAGCGGCAUUCUUACGGGCUUGGGCACGAGCGUGAUGCCAGCACAAUACUUCAGCCGCAAGCGUGGCCUGGCGAACGGCAUCGUGUUCGCCGGCGGCGGUUUCGGCGGCGCAGUCAACAGCUUUGCCUUGGACGCUCUCCUCAACCGACUGGGUCCGGCAUGGGCGUACCGUGUCCUCGCCCUGGUCACCUUGGCCACCGGGCUUCCGGCCGCUUGGCUUAUCAAAGAGCGUGUUCCCGUUCGGGGCUCCGGCUUCGUUGAAUGGCGUCUCUUCAAAUCCCUCACUUUUCUCAUCGUCUUCCUCGCUGGCGCGGUCGGCACAUUCCCACUCUUCGUCCCGCCCUUCUUCCUCCCUUUGUACUCCAAGUCCAUCGGUUUCUCCUCAUCGACGGGCGCAGGUCUGCUUGCGGCCUUCAACUUCUCCUCGGCCGUUGGUCGCAUCUGCUGCGGCACCCUUUGCGAUGCCUUUGGUGCACUAAACGUCCUGUGCGCUUCGCUAGUGUUGUCGGCCGUCAGCAUGUUGGCCAUCUGGCCUGCGUCGACGACGCUGGGCCCCAUGAUCGUUUUCGUUGUGGUCAACGGUAUCUCCAAUGGCGGUUUCUUCUCAACCAUGCCCACGGUGGUAGGGAACGUGUUCGGAUCUGCGAGGGUGUCGGUUGCGAUGAGCAUGAUUGUUACCGGCUGGGCAGGAGGAUAUCUCAUGGGUGCUCCGAUUGCUGGCUACCUCCUUGAAGCAUACGGGGGCGCGGACAACGGUCUCCAAGCGUACCGUCCUGCCAUGUUCUACGCUGGGUCAUUGUCGUUGGCGGCAUCGGGGCUUGUCGCUCUGGUUAGGUUCCGGCUAAACCAUAGCAUUUGGGCGAGGGUUUGA